GUGGUGGAUUGCCGCAAGUCGCCUCGAAACUUGAACUCUGCAUAGUUAUCUUGAAAGUGCCACGAUGCUAUACUGAAUACCUUAGUCACGUUACAACACAGCCUACCCAAACACUUGUCUAAUACCGCUUAUCUUUUGGAACUUCUACCCCAUACUUCACUUCUCACUUUCCUUCUCUCGUACUCUUCUCUCUUGUUUUUACCAUCUUCUUUAAUCUAGUCCCACCCGUUGCGCGACAUUGCCGACUCCGGGAGCGACACGCACACGCCACCGCGAACCCCUCCAUCCCUGACCUGUGACCCAACUCAAUUCAGACCCCGUCGCCGCUCUACCUUGAAAGACAUUUUGGAUUACUAGGACCGGCAUACUAUUCACUAAUCCAGGAUGCGUCUCUUCGGCGGCAAGAACAACAAGAUCAAGGUCGACCCUCCCAAGAUCAGGAUCGAAAAGGUUGUCGUCGACCGACCUGCCCAGAAGCCUAAGCCUAAAUCCACCUCCGCACUCAGCGGCUCAGCAUCGCGCUCCUCUUCUUCCCACCGUCCCUCGCCGAAACCACUGGCACGACAGGCUAGUCACUCGCCGUACCCCUCAUCCUCCGACGAGAAGCGACUCGAGCGUAAGCGCAAGGCACCCUCCGUCACCCGUCGAUCACCAGCAAGCGACCGUAUCGAGUUCGACAAAGACAGCGAUGGCGAAGACGAUGGAUGGAUGACUCUCGAUACCAAGAGACAACGCAAAGGCACGGAAGACGGCAGCUUUGUUGACCCCAACCGCAAACUGAGAAGCGUAAGAGCCUUUGAGGAUCGGAUGGACAGUCGAGGCUUCAUCCAUGCCGUAGACGUGGCCUCGCUUGAGCACAAGUGUGUGCCUGUGAUGGGCGCACAGAAAGAGGAUGUGGCUAUCCGACUACAAUAUCCCAGCUUACAGCCUCGAGAAAAGUAUGAGCUAGUAUGGGGAAAAGACAAGAUCGAUGCCGUGGAAGCCAGCAUCAAGGUGGUUCGCCACGUAGCUGAAACAUACCUCACCGAAGAGGAAGCAGAGCCUUUCACAAAUCCCAAUGGUGGCAUCAUUCGAAGACUGGAAAAGGCCUCCAACCGGAACAUCCAGGAUUUGAUGGGUUUCAAGGCAGCUCUGCGCGAAUACAACGAAAAGCUUCGUGCUCUAGUCGAGGACGGUGUAAUUGCCAAGAAUCUCGAUAAGAUGCAUGAGCUCCCUCAGCACCUUGUGGCUUUCAUUCUCGAUCAAAUUUAUGACCGAACAGUGGCUCUCAAAGUGGAACUUCUUUCAAAGUAUGAGAACGGAACCGACUAUGUCUAUGGCGAACUACUCCACCCCUUCAUUUCUAAAAUCUUGGUAGAGCAGACACGAAUGACCUCUGGUCAGGUCUUCGUUGAUCUUGGCUCGGGUGUUGGUAAUGUGGUUUUGCAAGCGGCCCUCGAGAUCGGUUGUGAGAGUUGGGGUUGCGAGAUGAUGGAGAACGCCUGCAACCUUGCUCAGGAGCAAAAGAAGGAAUUCGAUGCCCGAUGCAUGCUCUGGGGAGUUCGACCUGGCAAGGUUCACCUGGAACGGGGCGAUUUCCGCAAGAAUUUGCCCAUCCAUGAGGCCCUCAAGCGCGCAGAUGUUGUGCUUGUAAACAACAAGGCCUUCACCUCGCAGCUCAACGACGACUUGGUCCGUAUGUUUCUGGAUCUUAAAUCUGGUUGCAAGAUCGUGUCGCUCAAAUCCUUUGUUGCGGAAAAAAGCAACAACCACAAUAUUAACGACGUUGGCAGCACCAUCCUGGAGGUGGAAGAGUGCACAUACCCUGAGGGUUAUGUGAGUUGGACUAAUGCAGGAGGAUCGUACUUCAUUUCGACGCGCAAGUAGACUAUAGAGCUUCAUAAGCACUCAGUGGCAGAGAUUAUGGUGUUGGAGAAAUAGGGAUAGGGCAGACGGUUACAUCAGCGUGGGGUAUAAGGGUAUGUUCGGACUUACAGGAUACUCCAUAUAGUAUUUGUUUUUUUCUCUCGUGACAUCGUGGCUCGUUUCUCCGUUUGACCUGCUUCGUUUGACCACAUGGAUCAUUAACUAUCGUCCCUUUUCGAAGAUGGGUUCGUUGGCGAGGUUCAUAGCAUCUGCUUCUUGUGCCAUCCUCUUCAUCCAUCUGUCCACCAGUUCUUUGUUCUCCUUCUUCACCUUAUCUCUUUCCUUCUCGGCCAUGGACAUUUGUAGAUCCAUCGCAAUCAUCUCAUCUUGUACUUGCUGGUAUUGCUGUGAGCAACAAUGUCGAUGAAAAGCAGCAUUUGAGCCAUACGUACCUCAAGAAGCUUGUGCUUUUCCCUCAACUCGUGUUCUAGAUCCUUUCGUUUGGUAGUAAGACUAUUUCUAUCGGCCGUGAGGUCGCGGAUUGAUUUCGUAUCUG
Fusarium verticillioides 7600 is the source of this 2401-nucleotide messenger RNA. RefSeq names its product histone-lysine N-methyltransferase, H3 lysine-79 specific. The transcript has 2 exons. NCBI's taxonomy places the organism in Eukaryota, Fungi, Ascomycota, Sordariomycetes, Hypocreales, Nectriaceae. Gene Ontology annotation, cellular component: nucleosome; nucleus. The record is from RefSeq and is a predicted model, not a curated record. Bases 385 to 1866 code for a protein of 493 amino acids. Gene Ontology annotation, biological process: DNA repair; DNA damage checkpoint signaling; subtelomeric heterochromatin formation. Gene Ontology annotation, molecular function: histone H3K79 methyltransferase activity; histone binding.